This is a messenger RNA of Williopsis jadinii, 1410 nucleotides long. Its product is annotated as alpha/beta fold hydrolase. The transcript has a single exon. NCBI's taxonomy places the organism in Eukaryota, Fungi, Ascomycota, Saccharomycetes, Phaffomycetales, Wickerhamomycetaceae. The record is from RefSeq and is a predicted model, not a curated record. Bases 190 to 1254 code for a protein of 354 amino acids.
UGGAAUUGGCGAUAUUGGGGUCUGGAAUAUGAGCAUGUGCGAUGCGACAGAUAGGUUUUACGUGUCGGGAAAGGUUGUAGGCUGCUAGGUGGAUAUAGAAAUUGUAUAUAUAUAUAGCGGAAGAACCUCUUGUGUCUUGCAUGAGAUAGGAGCUAUAAGUGGUUUUAGAGCAGUACAUCCCCCAACAUCAUGCAAAUCACCAAGCAACUCUGGUCUAAGGCCGUCACAAAGGCACCACUAUUGCCACUUCCAACAAAGACUAAAGUGUCAUUGGCUUAUAAACUUCACAUGCCAAACAAGACUGUGACUCCAAACUUGACAAUUAGAUCGCACGAACCAAUCGUGUUCUUACACGGAGUGUUUGGUUCAAAGAAGAACUACGGCGAUAUCUGCCAAACCAUUGCAAACACCACGCAUACCCCGGUUUAUGCCAUCGAUUUUAGAAACCACGGUGAAAGUGAACACUGUUUCCCCCUGGUUAACUAUAGCCAGUUGAGCAAGGACGUUGUCGAUUUCUGUGAAGAGCAUGAUCUGAAGAGAGUUAGCAUUGUUGGUUAUUCUCUUGGUGCAAAGGUUGGUCUCUUGACCAUGCUCAAGCAUCCAAAACUGGUCAACUCUGGGGUCAUCAUCGGCAAUGCACCAAUUGAAACCCCUCAAGUCAAGGUAUACUUGAAAGUGUUCCUCAAGGCCAUGACCGCUUUGAUUGAUUCUGCCCAUAUCAAAGCUACUGAUAAGAACUGGAGAGAAAAGGCACGUGCAGUUAUGAGUAAAUACAUUCCAGAUGCUUCUAUCGUUCAGUAUUUGUUGAGAAACGUUCUCAACAAAAAGUCUUCCCACAUCCCAGGACAUACAGAUCUCAUCAGCGUUCAAAUGCCAAUCAGCCACUUUAACAAGGACGUUAUCGAUGACAUUUCCGACUGGCCAGCUGAAGAAGUUAAAGGUCUCAAGUUCGAAGGACCAGUUAAAGUGGUUAAAGGUUUGAAGUCUGCAUUCAUCACUAAGGAAGGUGAGAAGGCAUACGCUGAGCACUUCCCUAACUACACAAUGUCCACUUUCAACACAAACCAUCUGAUCUUUGCAGAGAUGCCAUCAAGGGUGACAAAGACCGUCUGUGACUUCAUCAAGUUGACUAGAUACCAGCUUUUGCAGCAACACACAAGAGAUGGAAAACACCACACUAUCCAAAAAGUGGAUCCAGCCUUGCUCAACAGCUCUGAGGCUUCAACUGUCGAACAAGCAACCAAACAAUUAUAAAUCAUGAAGAGUUGAUUAUAAGGUACGGGGAUUAUACAGGUUUACAACACAGAGAACAAUUAAACAGCAAACAAAACAAUCAUAUUCAUUACUAUAGAAUGACAAACAGAGGGUAUUUAAGGUUACUGCUAUAGACUUUUGCACACAUUUUUCAAA